This is a messenger RNA of Rhopilema esculentum, 2399 nucleotides long. Its product is annotated as dynein intermediate chain 2, ciliary. Lineage: Eukaryota; Metazoa; Cnidaria; Scyphozoa; Rhizostomeae; Rhizostomatidae. The record is from RefSeq and is a predicted model, not a curated record. Gene Ontology annotation, cellular component: outer dynein arm. Gene Ontology annotation, molecular function: dynein heavy chain binding; dynein light chain binding. Gene Ontology annotation, biological process: cilium movement; outer dynein arm assembly.
UUCAAUGCAAAACAAACGUCAACGCUGCGGAGGCCAAUCUAGUUGCCUAGACAACUAGACGUGAUAUACAGGACAGGCUUCCAAAACGUUUGCGAAGUUGGCCUAAUUUCUAAAAUCAAAAGCCAAGUGGCUAAUUCACAUAACGUCAGCAUGAGAAAAUCAAUCAAACAAGGAAAGGAACGUAAAACUGCUCCAGCUGGGGUUGCUGAGAAUCAGAAAACUACUAAUAAGCCAGAAAUUGCAAAAAGCAAAGGGAAAAGAUUGGAUGAUGAGAAUGCACUGAACAGAGGAUUUGAUGAUCCAGAUGAUUGGAUGCAGCCAAAACAACUUAUAAAGCCAGAUGAUCAACUAGAUUUAAGUGAGACAGAAUUGAAAGAAGAAUUCACAAGAAUUUUGACUGCAAAUAACCCACAUGCCCCCAGUAAUAUUGUUAGAUACAGCUUCAAGGAAAACAGCUACAGGCAGAUACCCAAUGUUGAUCAGCUGGCAGUGCAUUUUAGUCUUGAUGGAAAUUUAUUACACAAAGAGUCUGAUGAAGCAAGAAGACAGUUGGUAAAAUAUGAUGGAAUUGGUGAUGAUGAGUUUACAGAGCCUGGGGAAGAUGAAACUGCAGAGGAGAAAGUUGAAGAAAAGGGGGAUAGGGAAGACAUGACACCAACUCCUGCCGUCAAAGACCAGAAGCUCACAAACCAGUUUAACUUCUGCGAGAGAGCAUCCCAAACUUAUAAUAAUCCUUACAGAGAGCGAGGAACGAUGACAGAGCCACCUCCUAGAGUAAAUUUUUCCGCCACUGCGAAUCAGUGGGAAAUCUAUGACGCAUAUGUCGAGGAUCUAGAGAGACAGGAAAAGAAUAAAGAGAAAGAAUCGAAAAAGCAAGGUACAGGGGGCAAAAGAGAUGACGACAAGAAAAAGAAAUCCAACCACUCUGAGAUUCAGAGCGAUGACAUUAGCAGAGUAGGAAGAGCUGCGAAGAUCGUUGAAAGAAUGGUGAACCAGAAUACUUUUGACGAAAUAGCACAUGACUUCAAAUAUUGGGAAGAUGAGUCAGAUGAAUUCAGAGAUCUGGAAGGCACCCUUUUACCCUUGUGGAAAUUUUCAUACGAGAAAGCAAAGCGCAUGACCGUAACUUCGUUGUGCUGGAGCCCGAAGUACCAAGAUUUGCUGGCGGUUGGGCACGGCUCUUAUGAUUUUCUGAAGCAAGGUGCAGGAAUGGUUUGCUUGUAUUCCUUGAAGAACCCAACCUAUCCCGAAUACAUAUACCCAACAGAAAGUGGCGUGAUGUCAUUGGAUGUUCAUGCGGAACACGGGAAUCUCUUUUGUGUUGGCUUUUAUGAUGGCAGCGUAGGUGUGUACAAUGUGGCUGAAAAGAAAGCACGACCAUUGUAUUUGUCGACUGCAAAAAGCGGAAAGCAUACUGAUCCUGUUUGGCAAGUGAAAUGGCAAAAAGACGAUCUCGAUGGCAACUUGAACUUUUUCUCUGUUUCUGCUGAUGGCAGAGUUGUUCAGUGGAUCAUUGUCAAGAGCGAGCUGCAUUUUACUGACGUCAUUCGACUGAAAAUGGAUGACGUAACAUCAGAUGGUCCAGAAGGAACUCAACUGACAACACUUGGCUGCGGAACUGCAUUCGAUUUUCAUGAGUCAAUUGAUUACCUCUUCCUUGUUGGAACUGAAGAGGGCAAAAUUCACAAAUGCUCUAAAGCAUAUUCGACCCAGUAUCUUACGACUUAUAAUGCUCAUCAUAUGGCAGUUUAUUCUGUCAAGUGGAAUCCUUUCCACUCAAAGAUUUUUAUCUCAUGCAGUGCCGAUUGGACAGUCAAAAUCUGGGAUCACACAUUGCAGGAGCCAAUUUUCACCUUCGAUUUGAAUAGUGCAGUUGGAGAUGUUGCCUGGGCGCCAUAUUCAUCCACUGUAUUUGCUGCUGUGACGUCAUCUGGCACGGUUGUGGUCUAUGAUUUGAGUCUUAACAAGUAUGAGCCUGUAUGUGAGCAAUUUGUUGUACACAAGAAGAAGACAAAAUUGACACACAUUGAAUUCAACCCUGUUCACCCAAUGAUCAUAAUUGGAGAUGACAGGGGCUACGUCACAUCUCUGAAGUUGUCGCCAAAUUUGAGAAAAGCCACACACCCCAAGGAAAAAGCAAAAGGGCCGGAAAACGAGGUUGCUAAGAUGGAAAAGCUGCUGAGUUUGGUGAGAGAGCCUGCAGAAAAAGCAAACAGUUAAGAGAAACUCGAAGAAUUUCUUUGUAGAUACUAAGCUGUGUAAAUAUUUUUCUUUAUUCGCGCUCGAUGUGACGUAUUGUAUCAUGUUAUCGUAUUCUUAGUGUGUCUCCCAUUAAUUGUUUUGUACUAAGAGAGGAGAUAUCAAAAUUGAUGGGUUCAGUAUGGUUGAUCUAGUUUGAA